AUGCGUUCAGAGAAGAAACCAUGGUCGCCACUCCUCUGUGACGAACUCAUCGAGGAAAUCUUGUCUCGUCUUCCCGUGAAACCUUUGAUCCAAUUCAAGUGUGUGUGCAAAGGAUGGAACUCCCUGAUGUCAGAUCCCUAUUUCAUCAAAUUGCACCUUAGCAAAUCUGCUGCGAAGGACGAUUUGGAACACCUUCAACUGAUGAAAAAUGUCUGCCUCGUAUCCAUCCCUGAAAUCCACAUGGAAUCGUGUGAUGUAAGUUCGUUAUUCCAUUCCCUACAAAUUGAAACGUUCUUGUUCAAUUUCGCAAACAUGCCAGGUUACCAUCUGGUCGGUUCAUGUAAUGGGUUGCACUGUGGGGUUAGCGAAAUACCAGAAGGAUACCGUGUUUGUUUCUGGAACAAGGCGACAAGGGUGAUAUCCAGAGAAUUGCCAACGCUGUCUUUUUCCCCGGGCAUUGGUCGUAGAACAAUGUUUGGGUUUGGCUAUGAUCCGUCAAGUGACAAAUACAAGGUUGUAGCAAUUGCAUUGACUAUGCUCUCACUUGACGUAUCUGAAAAGACUGAGAUGAAAGUUCAUGGCGCGGGUGACACUAGUUGGAGAAACCUUAAAGGUUUUCCUGUUCUUUGGACUUUACCUAAUGUUGGUGGAGUGUAUCUGAGUGGAACCCUUAAUUGGAUUGUUAUUAAAGGAAAAGAAAUCAUUCAUUCUGAAAUCGUAAUUAUUUCUGUUCACCUGGAGAAGGAGACUUGCAUAUCACUGUUUCUUCCCGACGAUUUUUGCUUUGUUGAUACAAAUAUUGGAGUUUUUAGAGACUCGCUGUGCGUUUGGCAAGAUAGCAACACCCAUCUUGGCUUGUGGCAGAUGAGGAAGUUUGGAGAUGACAAGGGGAUGGUAAGUCUCAAGUUUCUGUCGUUCCCUCAGGUUCAUCCGCCACUACCAAUCAAUUGCUUGCUUGAAUCGCUGUUUGGAGGUUUGGAGAGCGAGAACACCUUUUCACGUUUUUGGGCUUUGGCUGACAAGUAUAGCAGGUUAUUCACAAAUUCUUGUAAUCCGAAUGCCCUGGUGGCUGAAAUGGGAUAUUGGGUACCCUCCCAAACAAACAAUGUUAUUUUUAGAGGGGCCAAUGGGAAUUGGGAAGUUGUGUUGUGUGGCCGCAUGGGAUCUGGCAAAACAUAG
Molecule: messenger RNA, 1179 nt
Organism: Glycine soja
Lineage: Eukaryota; Viridiplantae; Streptophyta; Magnoliopsida; Fabales; Fabaceae
Product: F-box/kelch-repeat protein At3g23880-like
Exons: 5
Coding region: 1-1179 (392 amino acids)
Molecular function (GO): protein binding
Source: RefSeq, a predicted model, not a curated record